Rhineura floridana is the source of this 2607-nucleotide messenger RNA. It is a transcript of the gene IFI30, whose product is annotated as IFI30 lysosomal thiol reductase. NCBI's taxonomy places the organism in Eukaryota, Metazoa, Chordata, Lepidosauria, Squamata, Rhineuridae. The transcript is spliced from 7 exons. The record is from RefSeq and is a predicted model, not a curated record. Bases 176 to 949 code for a protein of 257 amino acids. Gene Ontology annotation, cellular component: lysosome. Gene Ontology annotation, molecular function: oxidoreductase activity, acting on a sulfur group of donors, disulfide as acceptor.
GCUCUCCUCCUCCUCCUCCCCCAGACCAGGACAGGCAGCUGGCUGAGUCACCCACACCAGCAGCAGCAGAAGAAGACAAACUGGUUGCCUGGAGGAGGAAAGGGCGGAGACUGGCAGGACUUAAAGGCCGGCUGCCAGCCCUGUCUGCCGCACACAGCCAGCCUUCCUUUCCGCCAUGGGUCUGUGGUUCCUGACUGUCGCCUGCAGCAGCCUCUGGGUGGGACUCGGGCUUGGGGGCGCCCCUUGCAAGUACCCACCCCACCUUUGGUGCAGCUCCAGGGAGAUCGCCCAGGCUUGCAAGGCAGAGAAGCAGUGUGCCAAGGUGACCUCUGCCCCUCAGAAGGCCGACCCUGUCUCCAUCAGCCUCUACUACGAAAGCCUGUGCCCCGCCUGCCGCUCCUUCCUGGUUUUGCAGCUCUUCCCCACGUGGCUGAUGCUAGGCGACAUCAUGGAUAUCACGCUGGUCCCCUAUGGGAAUGCAAAGGAGAGAAAAGGGGCCACCAAGUGGGAGUUCGAGUGCCAGCAUGGCCCAGAUGAAUGCCUGGGCAACGUGAUGGAGGCCUGCCUUAUCCACCUCUUUGAAGACAUGUAUUUCCCGCUCAUAUUCUGCAUGGAGUCCAGUGCCAACGUCACCCAGAACCUGCCAACAUGCAUGAAGCUGUACCGGCCUGACAUCUCCCUGGCCAACCUCACAGCCUGUGUGAACGGAGACCUGGGCAACAAGCUUAUGCACGCCAAUGCUGAGCGCACCAGGGCCCUGAACCCGCCGCACAAGUACGUGCCCUGGAUCGUUAUUAAUGGGAGCCACACGGAAGCUCUCCAGUCUCGCUCACAAGCCGCCCUCUUCAAAAUGGUUUGCGACUUGUACAAGGGAGAGCCGCCUGUCGCCUGCCUGGACAAAAAGAGCCCAUUUCCACAUUCCCAGCAGUACUCCUGCCUGAACGCGUAACUGCCGGCCCCGCAUUCCUCGAGCCCACCUUGGCCUCUCACCCAGUCCCUGGACCUGCAGCCGGAGCCAGUGCCCUGAAAAAGCCUCCCUCUCCCACACGACUGGAGUUGUCGUCGUCCUCCUCCUCCUCCUAUCUCAGGCGGAUCAAAGGAAUUGUUUCCGUCUGGUAACCCAGCCUGUCAUUAUCCUGUGGAACUCCCUGCCACAGGGGUGGAGUUCAGGUCUGGAAUGCAGCAAACAUCAAGGAGCUGCCGGGGAAGAAAAAUCACUGCCAGGCAUUUGCCUGGAAGGGGUUGGUUGGGGCUGAGCUCCACUCAGUCUGGAACAGCAGUUAACACUUUUGCUGUUGUUGUCAGCUGCAUACUCACUGCAAGGGUUGACCUUAUUCCUCUACUGAUUGUACCUCAGAAUGGAGAUUCUGCCUUCGAAAUAACAAUAGGGUUGGUUUCUUUUGGCCAAAUGGCUGUCCUGUCGUCUUUUGGGUCUGGGGCCCCGAGGGAGGAUGCGUAGGACCUCUGAGCCCCGACAGAUGUACUGUAUAUCUCCAAGCCAGACCCAAAGAAUCCUGGGAACUGUAGUGUGUGAAGGGUGCAGAGAGUUGUGAGGAGUCCCCCUUUUACCCUCACAGACCUGCAAUUCCCUGAGUUCUCUGGGAAGAGGGCUUGUUGAACCACUCUAGGAGGGUGUCGUGGAAUUACGACUGAGUUUUUUUUGAGGAGACUUAAUAAUGAAGCCAAAGCCUGUUUUAAGGUUGUUUAUUUAGCUAAGCGCUUAGCCAGAGUAGAGUACAGGACUCAGCUCUUUUCCCCAAAAUGGUGGUUAGUUACAGACAGUUAUAUACCUUUACCUCCGUCACAAUCACAUUGCUUUACUCUAUGUUACAAUGCUACAAUGAUGCUCUGCCCCCUGUUCCAUCCGUCCUCCCUCCAUUCCUGCAAUAUCAGUGUCCUUGGCACAUUUUCACUACAACAGCACUAUUCUCUAUUGUCUACGUGACCCCCUGUCUAGGGAAAAUGGCAGUCAGACUUGUUCAGUAUUGAUCAAAAUCCACCUCAAGGGAGAUAAAGGUCUUCUAACAUCCCUUAACUAAAUACACUUCCCAGCAUUAUUUGGGGGACAACACAACUGUUUAAAGUGGACUAAAUGUAUGGUGUGAAUCUGUAUAAGUAAACAAACUGUAUAUGAAUCCUACUUCUUUUUUUGCAUGCAGAAGGAUCCAGGUCCAGUAUCUCCAGGUAGGGCUGAGAAGUAAGUCAGGGCAGCAGUACGGUUAACCAUUGCAUAUACGAUCUAUUUCAGAGAUGUGGUGGGUGGAGAAAAACAAGAAGCCAAAAUGUUAGGAAAAGGAGUCUUUCACACCACAUGGUCAGUUCUAAAUGCUGUUGCAGCAAGUUUUACAAGUUCCUCCAGUAUUCCACUGGUGCAGGCACUCAGACAUUCAAAGUAUCUGUAUACACAGGUUCCACCUCCAUACUCAAAAUGAAACUGGGCCUGGAAGUGUGCAACAACCCCACACAUACCUUGCUACUUAAGAUUACCAAUGCCAGGAUGUCUGUCUUAUCGACUACUCUCCUGUUCCUCCCCCCCCCAACUGGGCAUCAUGAAAGACCCAGUCCUGGGCUCAGAAAGAAAAUAAAUAUCUGGUCCUUUUCAAAGUA